Messenger RNA from Notodromas monacha, 527 nucleotides. The record is from the annotation of a GenBank genome assembly. Lineage: Eukaryota; Metazoa; Arthropoda; Ostracoda; Podocopida; Cyprididae.
UUUUCAUUUUUUUCCUGUUGAAAUCUCUUUCCAUGUGUCCCCAUCAGAAGAGGAAACAACAACAAACCAGCAACCAAGACAAAUUGUUGGACAUUGAAAGCAUCUAUGAAGGCGAAUAUGAAGGAGAAGUACAAUUGGCUGCGUUCUUGGAACAGCAACAGGAAUGUCAAGGAUAUGAAGAUGAACACACAACACCACCUGAAUUCAACACUCCAGAUCCCCCCACGUGCACUGCUCCCUGUUGUGACCUACCUGGCGGGGAGGGUUACCAUGCAUACAGGAGAAUCAGGACAUUCAGGAGCAACAGUGUCGACUUGGGGGGGAAAAAUUACUUCCAGGAGGAGUUGGCACAUAAAAUGUUGACAAACAAAAUUGUCAACAUUAGAGUGACCGUCAUUCCCAACAUCACUUUGUCUGAUGUUGAAUACGACAAAUACUACAACAUGCACAAAGGAAUGGAAUACAAGACGGAUAAUGCCUGUUUAGGAAUGCAAACCGAAUGCAGAAUUCCUGAAGCAGAUGUUUCA